CUUUUCGUAAACAAUUCGUGACAGUACAAAGGAAGGAUGGCCACUACUCUCUGUUCCAUGCUUGAGUUCAGACGGUUCUUCAUGCAUUUUGCUGCUGAUUUUUCGCUUACCGGAUCUUCUGACAAAUAUACACCGACUUUCAGCUAUCCAUCUGCUGUAGUGCUUCUAGUAUCACUAGUCGGCGUAAUUGACCAUUCCUGCAUCUUACUUCUGGCCAAGAUGUCAUCUAAGGCGAAGUUCCAGGAUGCCUGGCUGACGAAGCCUGAGUUCCAGCCGUGGCUUGCACGUGACGAUGGUGACUCAACGAGAGCCUAUUGCACGCUUUGCAAGGCCGGGAUGGGCGCAGCCAUCUCGACGCUGAGGAGGCAUAUGAAGGGCAAGACCCACGUCGCAGGCGAGAACAGGGCCAAGUGGAAGGCUGCUCAAGACUCUUCGCCCCCCAGCCCAUCUCUCAGUGCAACUGGUUUUGCAACCAUUCCUCUUUGUUGUUUCAUUGCAGAGCACAAUCUCCCCUUUACAUUGGCGGAUCCUCUCGCUGAGCUGCAAAGGCGAAUGUUCCCAGACUCCGACAUUGCCCAGUCUUUAAACAUCAAAAGGACUAAGUUCACGAGCAGAUGGAGCAGCAAAUAUUAUGGGCGAGCAGAACUCGCUCUGCAGCAGAUUGAGAGCAUCCGCUCAAGAUAUAACUUGUAA
This is a messenger RNA of Penaeus chinensis, 693 nucleotides long. RefSeq lists its product as uncharacterized. The record is from RefSeq and is a predicted model, not a curated record. Bases 37 to 693 code for a protein of 218 amino acids. The transcript has 4 exons. NCBI's taxonomy places the organism in Eukaryota, Metazoa, Arthropoda, Malacostraca, Decapoda, Penaeidae.